Messenger RNA from Brienomyrus brachyistius, 557 nucleotides. RefSeq names its product cytochrome c oxidase subunit 6A, mitochondrial. The transcript has 4 exons. Gene Ontology annotation, cellular component: mitochondrial inner membrane. Bases 113 to 421 code for a protein of 102 amino acids. The record is from RefSeq and is a predicted model, not a curated record. Gene Ontology annotation, molecular function: enzyme regulator activity. Gene Ontology annotation, biological process: mitochondrial electron transport, cytochrome c to oxygen. NCBI's taxonomy places the organism in Eukaryota, Metazoa, Chordata, Actinopteri, Osteoglossiformes, Mormyridae.
AUUCUUGGCAGACGGACAGAGUGCGCUGGGGUGGAGCAACAGGGUUCAGUCAGAAGGACAAACGGACUGAAGGACAAGCAGACAUAAAACAGGGAACGCAAAAGAGAGGACAAUGGCGCUGGUCUCCACUGCGACCAUGUUUCGGAGAGCAUUCGCCUCGACGGCAGCCGGAGGUCACGAGGGUGGAGCUCGCACAUGGAAGAUCCUGAGCUACGUGGUGGCACUGCCCGGUGUAGGGGUGUGCAUGGCCAAUGCCUGGAUAAAGCUGCAACGCCACUCCCAUGAUCCGCCCGGGUUCCAACCGUACCAGCACCUUCGCAUCCGCACCAAGCCUUUUCCCUGGGGAGAUGGGAACCACACCUUUUUCCAUAACUCCCACACCAACCCCCUCCCAACUGGCUACGAGGGACCCCAUCACUGAGGGCAGCGCCACCUAGUCGUGGCUACAAGUUCAUCACACAUCAAGUAUAUACCGGCAAUGCAUACUUCCCCGGGGCCAACUGAUGUAGAUAUCAGAUGUGACCUUUCACUUUUAAAAUUAAAUAGCAUUACCCAAA